Molecule: messenger RNA, 3325 nt
Organism: Linum trigynum
Lineage: Eukaryota; Viridiplantae; Streptophyta; Magnoliopsida; Malpighiales; Linaceae
Source: the annotation of a GenBank genome assembly
ACUAACCCACCCAACCCGACUCAAAAAUUUUCAGGUUAUCGAGUUCGGGUCAAUCGGAUUUCGGGUUACAAAAAUUUAUAGUUUUCAGACGGUUUCGGGUCGGGUCAACGGGUCGGAUCGUAAUUUGUCAGGUCAAAAUGCGAUGGUUUGUUUUAUAAUUUAGUUUCCAGUGUCGACUGUUCUUGAGUGGCCGCUUUUGUUUAGCUUGCCCUGUUCCUAGUAUCUUCUCUUUCGUUGAUUCCAUAUAGAUGGGGAAGGGCAUCGUUGCUUCUAUGUUUCGAUAUGGUAUAUUCUCACCUGGUGCAAAGUUUUCACAGAAUCGCAGAUUUGCAAACACCGAAAGAAUGGCCUGGGUACAGAUCAUCAAUCAAAUAUUUGCCCUCAAAACCUCCAGAUACCAUUACCUAGGACUAAAAGGUAGCUGCAGUCGCACCAUGUUUAUCACAUGGUUCGGAGAAUCCAGGCUAUACCCUCAUACUUUAACCUGUGCUUCUCCCUCGUUUAAAUAACAAAACCAGUGGCGAUUGUUCAAAGUGGUGUUUUGGUAAAAGAGUUUUUCAAUUGGUGUAUCAUGUACCUUAUUUCUGCACGGAUGAUGCUGGAGAGUUCCUGUUUCGCUUGAGUACCUAUGGACACGCAAAAUACAGCACAUGGUACUCUGAUCUCCCAGAUCCAUUCCAUAACCUGAGGCCAAAAUCAUCUCCUGCAAGAAAGGUAUCACCUCUGCCGUGAGCUCUGUUCAGGGUUAAUAUGGUCUCUCUCUCCUACUGAUCUGAGACUCUCUAGAUUCCAACCCUCAAUGGACCUGUCAUACGAAAUCCAAUAGCUGUGUCAAUGUUAUGUUAACGCGAUGAGAACAUCGGUUCUAAAAGUGACUCUAUAGGUAAGGUGGAAGAAAUCUGAAGCCGACUCCCCAAACAUGCUGAUCAGGAAAGAGGAUGGCCACAGCAGCAGCAGCAGCAGCCUCAUCGGCUAUAGGUUGUUUGAGCCGUAAAAACCAGCUGGUUUGGAGAUCUUGGUGAUGUUGAUGCAGUGAAAGUCAUCGAGCACAUCGAGCUAGAAUGAGAAAGAGUGCACUACUGGUGGUCCAGUCACCUGGCUAACUCCAAAAUGGAGAUCAGAGGGAGACCUGCAGGCAUUUUCAGCUGCAGCCAUUGUCAGCUGCAACCAUUGCCAGGCCUAUAUAUGAUAGCUUUCCGAGUCCUUUCAGUUAGGGGAGAUACAAAGCAGCUGUCUACUAGGGUUAUACCCAUCAUAAACAUAAAACCACUUCGGAUGUCAUUUUGCCGCAAAACGGGUUUGCUGAGUGAAGAAUUGCCUACUUUUCGACCAGCGAGAGAGCCAGCCAAACCCAGCUGGCAAUGAUCAAGUUGAAUUCAGGCCUCUGAAUUUGUAGCUAGAUGAUCAAAACUGGAGAGAUUGGUUCGAGUUACAUGUAAUCAUUUUAUAAUCUCUCAUCCAUUCACUUGAAUCCAUAUCUAGUAUAUGAGACCGGAAAUUUAAGUGCUCAUCAGUACAGCAAGAAAUUUGCAUUUUUGCCAUAUACCUUGAGCGAAUUAUGUUGUUUCCAAGGUGACAUAUUUUAAUGGCUUUUGAGUAGCCCAUAUAAGGAAUUCGCACUUUGCUGGAAAGAUAAUGACAUAAAACAAAUAACCAUUUCCAGGCCUUCUUUCCCUCGGUCAUCCAUGUACAUUUGGUAUGCAAGAGAUUUCACAUAUGCAAGAGGGAAAGGGUGGGAUUGAGAACCUGUAAUGUUGUAAUGUAUUAAUUUUCCAAAAAUUGGAAGAUUCCUGUGCUAUGCUAUGGUAAACUUAAAUCUACUAGACAUAAUCGUAACAUCCAAGUUCAUGCACUUUCACCUUAAGUUCAGAAAUCUACCAAAAGUAUUUACCUUUGUAUCUAUCGGCCACCAGGCAGCUCGUUAACUCCAUAUUAUCUCCCCCAAGAGCUUGUUAACUGCAUCUGGGGCAGAUUCUUCGCCUCUUAUGCUUACCCCAAAACCUGCAUUACCAGAAACUUGCAGAGCUCAAAUCCUUCUGUGGGUUAACAUAUGCUACAUGUCAAAUCUCAGUGAUGGUUCAAAAAUUACUCCAGUUAGCUAACUCUCCCAUUCCUGGAAAUUUCAGUUUUCAGCAAUGGAAGCAUAUCUGGACAAUAACUUAUCAGGAUAACUCUCUUCCUACAUGCAAUACCAGACAUUAAUGAAAUAGCAAAACCAUCUCUGCAGAUGGGCAAAAUCCAAUACAAGUUUCAACUAGGAGGACCCCCUAAGCGAAAUAAGGAAACCAGAAGCCAAUUGAUAUAGAAACUGCAUAUGUGAAUUUGCAGUGAGACAAAUGUGGGAAGGAUGUACAGAAUGCAGCACAGGGGGCACUUCAAAGACAAGGAUAGAUGCAACAUUGAACAACCAAAUCUAAGCAAAAAAUAUUCAACAUAAACCAGAUAAACACAGCAUGAUGUUGAGACAGUCUUCAGAUGCAACUAACUUUGACAUAGGCUCAUGCAUUAUCUUCACAAGUAAAAAAGGGAGUAAAAUGCACACCGAGGCUCUUGUCCCUAACACCACUGCCAAUUACACAAUCAGAUAGACUACCAAAUACAAAAAAUAUAAGAAAAAACUUAACAGCUAGGUAACUACGCCAGUUCUCCUUCAGUUCUUAACCUUGAUUCCAUAAGCAAUCAAAAAAUAUCAUGCAACACAAAUGUAACCAAAAAAUUCAUAACAUCCUCUAGGGUAGACCCCCACUGGAGAACAAGAAAGCAAUCCACCCAGCUUCAUCUUGCAUCCUUUAACUGGGUGUUAAACCACUUUAAACAAAAAAUAAGCAUUCAAUAAGAACAGUGGAUAAGCUGCUAAUGUCAAUAGGUUUUAUUCUUUUCAGAUUUGGCCACAGGAAAGUGAUAAACUAGGCCUAGCUCGGCAAUGGCAUUAUCCAAUAGAUAAAAAGAAAUUAGCCUACCCUUUUGAAGUCCAAUCUAGAGGAAAACUUACAAAGACAACCCACAAGAUUAGAGUGUGGUGAUCACCCAUCCCUAGGUCCAUGUAUUCAUGAAAAUUCUUGUAGACCAGAAGAGCUGAGAGAUACACAAGAAGCAACAAAGGUUCAACAAAUAAAACCCCAAGCAAGAGACUACCCACUACUUAGGGAUGCUAAAACCACAAAGCUUCACAAUUCCUUUAUUCCUUUCUUUUUUACCAUACUUCUCUUCGUUCUACUUCUUGAUUGAAUAAUCAUCUUUGUUUCCUAAUAUAUGAACCUCCAUAACAAUCUUAAGAACAGGGGCAGUCCGGGUCACCUUCAUUAAAUGAAACUAAUAAUAAGUA